AGACAAUGAGGUGAUUGCUCUGUAUCAGCAUGUCGUUUAAUUGGCCCAAUUCUUGGCCAAGAUGGCCUUGCUGACUUCCCUCAAAUGGCCACAGGUCUUGGAAUGUGGUAUUGCCUGUUGCAACUGCAAAGUGCUAGCUCCUAUGUUUCAUUCAGACCAAGCCGACAACUGUAAUCGCAUCUUGUCGUGCUGUGACGUGGCCGUCAUGCCCAGCGAGUGUGAACCAGCGCCUGGGUCUGCGAGUAUGCAGUGCUUACGGUCUGCAGUUCUGGGCCUUGGUCCCUUAGUGGUAGGCAGUGUGGGCUCACGGGAAUCUGUAGGAUCAAACAAUAGAGUUGGACUUCAAACGGGUCCACCAAAUUGGGCCCACAAAGGCCUCCUACUUCAACUGCGUGGCACGAAGUACAAGGGUCUAAGCCCAGAUUAACAUGCCACGUUUCAUGUCUGCUUCUCUUUUGAGCAAAUCACUCAUGUGCUUCUCAAACGGUGAUAAUUUGUUCCAUGACUUGUCUUGCUGGAACCAUCUGAUCUUGCAUGUAAUUGUGGCCUUUGUAUCACAUUAACUCCGACUGAUUCUAUAUGCUGAAAUGGUGGAGGGUUGAUGAGGCAUUUUAAUGGGGGCCAAUGGAAUUGUUCCGAGUCUCUACCAAGGUACAAAUUACUAGGAAAAUGGUUCAUGAAAUUUAUACUCAAGGCUCAUGUGGGGGAGAGGGGGAACAUCAAUUUUUCUUGGGACAAACAAUAAUAUUGUCCUUUUGCCAUAUUGAAUCGGGCUUGCUUUAAUAAUCCUACUCGACCUUGGUACCUUAUUGUUAUAUGGUAACGUAGUUGUUUCAUGGUGACGAGCAUUUGCAAGUCAACCAGCAGAGGAUGAAGUGAAUUUAGGAUUGAUUGUUCUUGUUGACUUUAAGGAAAAAAGAAAAGAAGAAAGGAAAUGACAAGUCAGUGCGGUCGAGAUGGAUGUGUGAAUCUUACUUGUUUAAUAAGUAUAGCAUUCAUUACUUGGUAGGGUGUUUCAGGAAUUAUAUAUCGGAUAUGGAGUUCCACUUAAUGAUUGAGAAUAUCUUAAAGUAAUGAUAAGUUUUUCAUUCUUUUUAUUUUUUAAAUGGGGAAAAAGGAAUUAGUUUAGAUGAAUUAAUUUGAGGAAGGAAUAGAGCAGUGAAUUGCAAAUGCCCGCGUGAGGUAGGCGCGACCUUGGUAGAUGAAUGGAUGGGUCACGUUAGUGAGUUUAACAGGGGAUUGGACAUGGUUGUUUACCACUUCACUAUUUAGCAGCAGAAGCAAAGCAUUGGGAUAAUGCUCGAUACUACUCCCCUCAGAAACGUCCUCUCACCUCUCUUUUUCCCAUCCUUCCAACAAACAAGGUUCGGGACCCAGAAGCUUCGUCUUUCCCUUCUUCUUAAAAUCCUCCUUCGCUUCUCUCCAUCUCUUAAGUCUCAACAAAUUCAAACUCUCUCUCUCUCUGCCUCCUAUGUAAUAUAUACAAUACUCUGUUUUCUACUUUUCUGUCAAUUUGGUAUUCAUGGCUUCCUCUUUCUUAUUCCUCUUCAUGACAAUCUUUCUUACACACUAUGUUUUUUCUUGUUCAGCCAUCGUUCUGCUUCCUCUAACCCACUCUCUCUCUAAAACCCAAUUCAACAGUACCCACCUCCUCAAAUUCACCUCCGCUCGCUCAGCCACCCGCUUCCACCACCGCCACCGCCAAAUUUCUCUCCCACUCUCCCCCGGCAGUGACUACACUCUCUCAUUCAACCUCGGCUCCCAUCCACCCCAACCCAUCUCCCUCUACAUGGAUACCGGCAGCGACCUUGUCUGGUUUCCCUGUGCCCCCUUCGAGUGUAUCCUCUGCGAAGGCAAAUAUGACUCCGCCGCCACCGGCGGCCUUUCCCCUCCCAAUAUCACCUCCUCAGCGUCGGUGUCCUGCAAGUCCCCUGCUUGCUCCGCAGCUCACACGUCGCUCUCGUCGUCUGACCUCUGUGCCAUGGCUCGCUGUCCCUUGGAAUUAAUCGAGACCUCUGAUUGUUCUUCCUUUUCUUGCCCACCUUUCUACUAUGCCUACGGCGAUGGAAGCCUGGUAGCACGCCUUUAUCGCGAUAGCUUGUCAAUGCCAGCCUCGUCUCCUCUGGUUUUGCAUAAUUUCACUUUCGGCUGUGCUCACACCGCUCUCGGCGAGCCCGUCGGCGUGGCAGGGUUCGGCCGCGGCGUCCUUUCGCUACCAGCCCAACUCGCUAGUUUCUCUCCCCAUCUCGGUAACCAAUUCUCCUACUGUCUGGUUUCUCACUCGUUCGAUGCCGACCGAGUUCGCCGGCCUAGUCCGCUCAUCCUCGGGCGUUACUCCCUCGACGAUGAAAAGAAGAAACGAGUUGGACAUGACAGAGGAGAGUUCGUAUACACAGCCAUGCUUGAUAACCCGAAGCACCCAUACUUCUACUGCGUUGGACUCGAGGGAAUCACCGUCGGCAAUAGGAAAAUCCCGGUACCGGAGAUUCUAAAGAGGGUUGAUAGAAGAGGUAACGGAGGGAUGGUUGUUGACUCUGGCACCACGUUUACCAUGCUGCCGGCGGGACUGUACGAAUCGUUGGUGACAGAGUUCAAUCACCGAAUGGGCCGAGUCUACAAGCGAGCCACUCAGAUUGAGGAGCGCACCGGACUCGGUCCGUGCUAUUACUCAGACGACUCGGCUGCGAAAGUCCCUGCUGUAGCGUUGCAUUUUGUUGGAAAUUCCACUGUGAUCUUACCCAGGAAAAAUUACUACUACGAAUUCUUUGACGGUAGAGAUGGACAGAAAAAGAAAAGGAAAGUGGGCUGUUUGAUGCUUAUGAACGGUGGAGAUGAAGCGGAGUCAGGUGGACCCGCAGCGACCUUAGGGAACUAUCAGCAACAGGGUUUUGAAGUGGUUUACGAUUUGGAGAAGCACAGAGUCGGAUUCGCCAGGAGGAAGUGCGCAUUGCUAUGGGACUCCCUCCAGCAGCGUUAACGUGCACCCGCUUGGUGGGCGGGUGGGUGUGCUGCGCUCAGCCUAGGAGGUUUGACUUUUUUGGUCAGGUGUCCGGGGUUGACCGCACGUGGGGCUGUAUGUAAACGGGCCGGGUUUUUUGUUUCUUUGCACUCUGCUUUUUGCUUUAUGCACUCUGUUCAUAUUGUACAUGUCACCCACCCUAAAGAGUGCAUGAAACAAAAAUGUAGAGGGCAAACUUGUAAAUUUCCCCUCACGUCGAGAAUAAAAUAUCUUUAAAAUGUAUUAUGUAAUAGUAAAA
Molecule: messenger RNA, 3257 nt
Organism: Vitis riparia (riverbank grape)
Lineage: Eukaryota; Viridiplantae; Streptophyta; Magnoliopsida; Vitales; Vitaceae
Product: probable aspartyl protease At4g16563
Biological process (GO): proteolysis
Cellular component (GO): plant-type cell wall
Molecular function (GO): aspartic-type endopeptidase activity
Source: RefSeq, a predicted model, not a curated record